Messenger RNA from Phoenix dactylifera (date palm), 1071 nucleotides. Lineage: Eukaryota; Viridiplantae; Streptophyta; Magnoliopsida; Arecales; Arecaceae. The record is from RefSeq and is a predicted model, not a curated record.
CGACCAAAGGCUGUGUCCGGUUAGUGGCCCGCAUGAGUGCUGACCAGCGGGGUCGGUCGGUGGGAGCGCUUUCGCAGAAAGGUCACUGGCCGGGUUCUUGGAUUAGGGUUUUCCGGGCAGGAAUCGCAUCAUCGCAUCCAAGCUUCGCUAGGAAAAAAAAGAGGAAUCCAUGGAGGCCGAUUCUUGGAGCCGCUUCUCGCUCGCCGCCUCGAAGCGCCGCCAGUCCGCUCACCAAUCGCGAUACGAUCUGUACCUUGGGUUCGAGGAGAUUGAUGGCGGUGAGGACGACUCCCGCGCGGAGUUUCCCUGCCCGUUUUGCUCCGAGGAUUUCGAUAUCGUCGGGCUUUGCUGCCACAUCGAUGAUGAGCACCCCGUGGAGGCUAAGAAUGGGGUAUGUCCCAUUUGUGCAGCUAGGGUUGGUUUGGACUUGGUUGGGCACAUAACAACACAGCAUGGAAGUUUCUUCAAGAUGCAAUAUAGAAGGAGAUUCCGCAGAGGUUCACCUGGGUCCCAUUCAAUGCUAUCUUUGUUGAGAAAGGAUCUAAGGGAAGGCAAUCUACAAUCUCUUCUUGGAGGAUCUUCCUACAUGGCUGGCCCUUCUGCUGCGGCACCUGAUCCCUUUCUGUCAUCAUUGAUUUACACUUUACCUGUGGCUGAGGCAUCAAGAGAUGUACAACCUGAGUCUUUGGAUGAAGGAAGUCUGGUUAACAAGAGUUUAGAUGAAAAGGUUGCAGAGAGGGUGGAACCAUCUCUAUCUGACGAGGACCAGAAGGAGAGAGCUCGAAGGAGUGAAUUUGUACAGGAGCUUGUGCUCUCUACAAUAUUUGAUGACACAUUAUGAAGGAGUUCUCUACCACUAUGGUGGCUAAAGGGGCCGUUGAGAAAACGCCAGGAUCAUCAGCAAGCUGCGUCAUUGUUGUAAUUGUUGCUUAUCAUCUCCUUUGGAUCAGUGGGAGCAUUUAUUUGAUGGUUGUAUAUUUAUAACUGCCUUAAGAGAGGGAGGAGCAUGGAUUGUAUUUAUACAUUUAACAUUAGUAUCAAUAUCUGAAGCGACUAUUUCUACAACAACAA